AUGGACAAAGCCAUUCAACUCAAAGUCUACGCAGGUGAAGCCAAUGAUCUGAGCAGCAUUGUCGAAAUCAAUGACACCACAACCGCUGAAGACAUUUUGACUAAGGUCGCCCCUAAACUCUUGCAUAUAAGUGUUGAUCGGCUUCAGGAAUACGCAUUAUUUAUUGUAAUGAGUUCAGAAACACCAUUAAAAGAAAGAAUGCUGGCUCCUUUUGAGUGCCCUUACCAAAUUCUGGUAUAUUUUAUAUAGCAAAGAACUCAACCAAGCCAGAAAUACUAUCACGUCGUAAAAAGCAGCCAAAUUUCACCGAGUUUGGUUGACGAUAAUGUUUCAGUCAUGGAAGCUAUUAAAGACGAAGAAAUUAUUAGAGAAGGAGGGCUGAAGAAAUACACCGGGACAAAAUGGAAAGACAGGUACUUUAUAUUGGACUCUAAAUGCAUUUACUAUGGGAAAAGCAAAAAGAUGCUGGCUAAAGCAUUCUCAAGGAUUGACUUAGAAGCUGUUUCAGUCACCGUAAGCUAAAGUUAGGAUGUGGAGGAGUCAAGAUUUGGAAAAUACUGCUUUCAGCUUGUUACCCCACAUAAGGUGUAUGUUCUGAAAGGGAACAACACAGAAAACAAACAAAAGUGAAUGCAAAGCAUAUCAAAGCAAUGCAGCAUCACGUCAGAAAAUAAAGCAUUUGAAGAGCUGAACGAAAAAAUAAGGAAAGCUGAAAUGCUGAGAGCGGCAAGGGAUGAAAAAUUGGUGGCAGACUGCCAAGAACUUCAAACUUUGGUCAGCUUUACUGAAGGUAUGAAGAUGCUGGCGCCAUUGAUCCCUGACAAAACGCUAAGAGACUGCAUGGUAGAAAUUUCAGAGUAUAGAGCUAAUGUUGAAAGUAAACCUGCCCAAGCUUUGAUUAAGGGAGGAGAACUGCUAGAUUUCCUUGAAGAACUUGGAGAGGACGAAGGAUAUCUUAAUAAGCAUGAAAUUGAAGAAAAAAGAUCCUUGCUUUUUGACUGAAAAAAUGCAAGAUCAAGUGGAAAUGCGAGAAAUAGCUUAAAUCAUGAGCUUUUUGAUGAUGUUUUCAGAAGAUGUACAGAAAUUGUAAAGGAUAAAUAUUUUGAUGAUAUCAAAAAAAGUGUCGAAUUUCAAGCAAGACUUUGCAGGCUGCCUGCAAGGAUUUGGCAGAACAGGGUGAGAUCGAAAAGGAUAGGGCAGAUUUUUAAUUAG
Molecule: messenger RNA, 1212 nt
Organism: Blepharisma stoltei
Lineage: Eukaryota; Ciliophora; Heterotrichea; Heterotrichida; Blepharismidae
Source: the annotation of a GenBank genome assembly